Neocloeon triangulifer is the source of this 3480-nucleotide messenger RNA. RefSeq lists its product as uncharacterized. The coding region runs from base 92 to 2452 and encodes 786 amino acids. Gene Ontology annotation, molecular function: dopamine receptor binding. The transcript is spliced from 11 exons. The record is from RefSeq and is a predicted model, not a curated record. NCBI's taxonomy places the organism in Eukaryota, Metazoa, Arthropoda, Insecta, Ephemeroptera, Baetidae.
CCCGAAUCAUAAACAUACGGCCGCCAUGAUGUCAACUAGGCUGUGAGAGUCGUGAUUUCGAGUAGAAUUUCGAUUCCUCGAAGUUUCGGAAAUGGAGGAUCAACGCCAAAGUGCGGGUCCUCAGAAGAGGUCCAUUGACGACCUGAUCGAGAACCUGUCGGCCGACCGAGUGGACAGCGAAGGGCAGUACAAUCAGCUGGGGUUCUCGCCCAUUGCCUCUCAAUGGCCUCCCUACCUGCAGCAGCAACAGCCGCAGCCCUUUGUGCCCCACGAGGCGGACCAUCUGCACCGUUUCCAACUCGGCAACCCAAGGCCCAGUUCACAGCCCAUCAUUGGGGCCCACAACGAAGACCUUGUUGGUUUCUACAACUACAGCAGCCCACCGGUCAACUCACUGUUUCCUCUUCAAGAUACGUCGGCCAUGAGAUUCAACAACUUUGCCGGCUACUGCGAAAGUGAUGAGUUUGGACUGUUUAGGAGACCCGUCCCUGAACAGCCUCCGCUGCCUCCGCAGCCGAUGCAGGAGAGAAACUACAUUGACAAUCUGAUGUGCAACUGGUCCUCUCAAGGAGGCGGCACCUACAAUCCUUUUGGUAUAGUGAGUUCUCCAGAGAGAUUGCCAGAGCCUCAACCGCAACCCCCGCCACCACUGGAAGAAAAGAUUGUCCCUAAAAAGCGAAUGGUCGCUGAGGUGAAACCAAUGCGACCUUCGUACUCGGACAUAGUGAGCAAAUCACCACCAACAAAACCUCGCAAUUUGAGUCCCAACAUCUCUAACAAAACCGAUUCCAUGGCUGCCCUCAAGUCGUCUAAGACGACCCUGAAAAGUGGCAAAAUUUCCAACGGAAAGAAAGGCAGUGUGAAUGGAUCAGGUUUGAAACGACAGCUGUCAGGUGACGAGCCCUGCCCUCAGAAAGUCGGUCUUGAAGCUCGAACUUCAUCUCCUGUGCCAAUUUUGUACCAGAGGAGGGCGUCUGUUGAGGACGGCUCGAUCGGAGGAGACGAAGAUGAAGACCGGUCUGCCCAUGACAGUUCCUCGCAGUCGGGAGACUCGUCCGCUAAGAAUUCAGACUCUUUCAAGGUCCGCGCUGUCAAGAGUGAUUGCCGUAAUGUGGAGGGAGGCGUGCCAUUGAACAACCACAAAGCCUCCAAGCCUGGAGUGGCCAAACGCCCGUUGCACAUUAACAACAAUCUCAACUUGCCACCUCGGGCUGCUGAGAAGAAUUUGGUCAAGGGUGGAGGAAAACCCUGCAAGAAUUGUGGUGAAGACCGCAGAGGAGUGACUAAUUCAACCUCGUCCGGUGGAAAGAGCGAAGGGAAAAACAACAAAACUAGAAGUUCUAGCCAAGGGCAAGACAAGUCCGCCAAUGGCAGCCGCAAAGGAAAAGGCAAGAAGAAGGACUGCCCCUAUUCAUUCAGUGCCGUUUGGCCAAUUGUGUACCGCCACUUGAUCCAGUGGUGCGCUGUGGCCUGGCUGGCCAUUUCUUGGUUCCUGCACCUUCUUUCUGACGUCCUUGGCAUGAGCUCAAAACUAGGAUGGCACCUUUGUGGAUCUGCCUGUGGCAAAGUGAAACAAUUGGCGAGUGAUAGUUGGGGCUACGUGAAGAAUUCUCUGCCGUUUUUGUCCUCUCAGCAACAGCAGCGUCGAUCUCGGCACCGUCACCAGGCCUCACCGCCUCGCUGGUGGAACAAGUGGAUUCCCAAGUGGCUCAAGUGGGGCAGCAAGAAGCCAUGGGAGCACAAUGAGCCGUCCAAACUGGAGGCAAAUUUGCCGUUGCCCGCUACAGGAGAUGAGGCAAUGAAGAGACUGCUCUCUUGUAGAGGAAAAGACCCCUAUAGCAUUCUUGGCGUAGCACCUUCUUGCACGGACGAUGACAUCAAGAGAUAUUACAAGCGCCAGGCGUUUCUUGUCCACCCUGACAAAAACAGCCAACCCGGUGCUGAAGAAGCAUUCAAAAUUCUUGUCCACGCUUUCGACCUUAUCGGCGAACCUGGAAAGCGUCAGCUUUAUGACACUGAGCUUGCUCGCUCCCACCUAGAGGAAGCCGCUUACAGCGAGCUGAGUGAUUUGCUGAACCAAUUGCACCAGAAGAUGGAGGAGGCGGCCAACACGAUCAGAUGCACUAACUGCGGCAAGAGGCACAGAAGAAUCCCCGUCGACAGACCUUGCUAUGCGGCCCGAAUGUGUUCGCAGUGCAAAAUCCACCAUUCUGCUAGAGAGGGUGACAUUUGGGCUGAGAGCAGUGUAAUGGGCUUUCUCUGGUACUACUACGCCUGCAUGGAGGGAUCUGUCUAUGACAUUACUGAGUGGGCAGCCUGCCAAGCAGACAACCUGCGCCACCUGAAGGCCAACAGCCACGCUGUUCAAUACCGCAUAGUCUUGGGCAAGAGGAACAACAACCAGUCAAGCAAGAACAGUGCUGACGGCAGAAAGACGGACCAGCCGAGGUAGUGAGCCAGAUUUGGAGGACUUUCUGAACAGUCUGUACAGCCAGAGCAACGGACGCAAGGAAAACGACAGUCCCCAUCACCAAAAUGAGCAAGCUCGAAAACGAAAGGCCCGCCGCAAAAAGUAAACUUCUUCCCUCAUAAAACACAUUUGGAAUUCUGUUUUUAAAGAUACUUGUAAUUUGCCACAUCAUCUCCGCCAUGCAACACCUGUUUUACUUUCACUGAUGUAAGGUUUGUGCAAUUUUGUUGUGGCAGCAAAAUCAAAGAGGUACUCCCAAAAUUCUGCAUUCAGUUCUUAAAAUUUGUCGACAGUGGAUUUUUUCUUAAAAAAUAAUUUGAAUCUCCAUUAACAACCAUUUCCUAGAGCCAAAUUCUGUCAUUUUGCACCCAAUAAUGAAUUAAUCGGAAAUAAUCACUAAAAUUUGAAACCAAAGUUCAGGAAUUAUUUUAAUCCACUUCAGGUGUCAGAGCUGGCUCACUUGAGUCAAUGAAAUGAAAUUUUGUUCUUUUGGAUUUCCUGAUAUUUGAAUCAUGAAUAAUCUUUUAAUCAAGAAGUAGUAGUAAGUAGUACUUGAGAGAGUUUCCCACGAUUUCCACCUAAACAAAAGUCCCCUCACGUCAUAAUAUAACAUUUGAAUUGUUACCAAAAGCUUCGAUUGGAUUCAACUUGUCUUGUGCCCAAUUGAUGGGUUUUAGCAACAAUCAAAUAGUGUUUCAUUGUUGUGAUGGGUGGAUCUCGACCUAAAUCAUGCUUAAUUUGUACAGCAAAAAGAGAAACGGUCACCUCUGCCGUAUUAAAACAGCGAUCAAGGUAUUUUAUGGAAUGAAUUUUUUUUGCCCAGAAAGACUUGUGAUAUAAAAAUCGUAACACUUUGAAGGCAGAAUGAAAACUAAAAAAAAAGCAUUUUGACUUGCAUACCUGUGUGUGCAAAAAAAGUUCAAUAACUGAUAUGUUUGUAAUUUUAAAAAUCAUUUAACUGCUGAUAAUUGCGCUUGAGUAAAUAACAUGAUGAAUACAGUAAUUUUCAA